Molecule: messenger RNA, 405 nt
Organism: Trichoderma breve
Lineage: Eukaryota; Fungi; Ascomycota; Sordariomycetes; Hypocreales; Hypocreaceae
Exons: 1
Coding region: 1-405 (134 amino acids)
Source: RefSeq, a predicted model, not a curated record
AUGAACGAAAGACUACGGGAAGAUUUGGUAUCCAAGUUGGGCUCUCAAUUCGAGCUACUCGCAAAUGACACGCUGAGAAUAAUCUCUGCUAGUAUAACAUCCCAUACGAUGAACGCUUCCUCUCGCAGCCCAGCGUUUUCGACAAAUCCUGAUGCAGCAGGGAAUGUCCUGGAAUCCGAUCAGAUGUUCACGGCUGAUACAUCAGAUUUCAACUUGAACUUGACAGAAGAUUUGAACUAUUUCGACAUAUUCAAGGAGUUCAUGGGUCAGGAUCCUACGCAAACCUUUUGGGAUAUGUUUCCAUAUGAACUUAGUCUGGAUGCUCCACCAGGCCAUCCAGUAGCGGAGGAGGGAUUACCAUCCAUCAACUCAUCGGAAUUGCUCACAAAUGAGUUGUUCAAGUAG